Molecule: messenger RNA, 690 nt
Organism: Teleopsis dalmanni
Lineage: Eukaryota; Metazoa; Arthropoda; Insecta; Diptera; Diopsidae
Gene: atilla
Exons: 3
Coding region: 170-610 (146 amino acids)
Biological process (GO): sleep; regulation of synaptic transmission, cholinergic; positive regulation of voltage-gated potassium channel activity
Source: RefSeq, a predicted model, not a curated record
UUUUAGUCUCGAACGCGACAUAGAAUAGUGAGCAGUGAGCAGUGAACAGUGAACGUCUUGAAGUCUCUUCGACCAGUGCUUUGUGGAGGAAAAUUUUUGAAAAUUCAGAAUUCUAAUACUUGAAAUAAAUUAUUUUGUGUUUAAAUAAACAAAAAACAUUUCAGCAAAAAUGUCGAAAAACACUUAUAUUGUUGCUGUUUGUUUGGUCUUGGCGCUGUGCUUCAUGCACAGUGGUGAUGCCAUCAAAUGUUACAGGUGCAAAUCCUUCUCUGAUGCCAACUGUGCUAAAGAGAAGAUUGAACCGUCGAUGAACAUCAUGCAAGUUGAUUGUGAUUCCGAAGAGAAACCUCACACCAUGGAUCAAUAUCUGCCGGUUACAAAAUGCAAUAAGGUUGUCACAAGUGAUAAUGCUGGUUUAAUUGUGUCCCGUGGCUGUCACUUUGAAAUUGUUGGUCAGAAAAAGGACGAAUGUAGCGUGAGUCAUAGUCGCCAAAUUCAAAGCUGCCAUAUCUGCAAGGGAGAUCUCUGUAAUGCCUCGUCAGCUGGACGUUUCGUUGCUAUGGGAAUGGCGGCUCUUAUUGCUGUGGUCGGCAUGCAAUUUGUUCUAUAAGGAAAUUACAAUAUUUUUCAAUUAAUUUUAUGAUUUAUUUUUAUUUUUAUUUUUUGUUUUUUUUUCCGGAGAUUUUUUUU